This is a messenger RNA of Cucurbitaria berberidis CBS 394.84, 282 nucleotides long. RefSeq lists its product as uncharacterized. The transcript has 3 exons. Lineage: Eukaryota; Fungi; Ascomycota; Dothideomycetes; Pleosporales; Cucurbitariaceae. The record is from RefSeq and is a predicted model, not a curated record. The coding region runs from base 1 to 282 and encodes 93 amino acids.
AUGGGCGGAGGAGGCAAGAUCCCGUAUCCCAAGCACGUCUGGUCGCCAGCCGGCGGCUGGUACGCACAACCCGCCAACUGGAAAGCCAACACCGCUGUCUUGGGCCUUGCGAUGACCGGCAUCGUCGGAAUGGUCUGGAUGCUCAGCGCCAACCUAGAGCAUCGCGAUAGGAUGCCCGACCCGAACAGAUUCUUCCCGAGCCGAUAUUGGAGCAAGCAGAUCAUUGAGCACGAGCGGAAACUGAAGGAGCAGGGCGCCAUUGACAAGCCAGUCGAGAAGUAA